UUUUUAGUAUUUUAUACUAUUUUAUACUGUUUCAAUUCAACAACCGCAUCGAGCCAUCGAAAUUCAUAUUUUAUUAUGGCCGAUAAUAAAAGAAAGGUUUCUCCAAAGUGGGUGGUUGUCUUAUUCCCUGAUUACAGGGAAUAUAGUGUAGUACCAAUAAAUUGGCUAACUCUAACUGAUCCUCAGUUUUGCUACUGGCCACCUGGCAAAGUGGAUAGUGAUGUCCUACAAAUGGCAGAAGAGCCUGAUUAUACAUGGACUAAGUACAAGGUUAAAGUCCAUGGUGGGAACAAAACUUUUGAUAAUUUUAGAAAAGCAUGGUACCAACAGGUCGAAAUUGAAAAAUCCACAACAGAGACUGAAAUUGAAGAAUAUGAAGCCUCAAAGCCCAAAAGAAUUAAAAAGGUGUCUGCUAUGAAAAAUAAAUCUCUAUUUGAUAAUAUAUCAGAUCAAAGCAAUGAUUCGGAUGGUAAUUAUUUUGAAGUAAUGGCUUCAUCUACAAAUUAUCCAUUACCUGUACUUGUACCAGUUACACCGGAAGGUGCAAUAGCUUCAACAAGUUAUUCACAAACAGUUGGUGUAGAAUUAAGGCAAGAAGAUUACACAGAAUUGAUGCCAACAACAUCAAAUCAAACUAAAAAUGUGUGCUCAACGUCAGACAUUUCACUCCAGGUAUUUAUGUCUUAUGUUGUAAAUUAAUUCCAUUACAACCUACCAUUAUAUUUUGUAUUUUUAUGAAUCAAUCUAAACGUAGAAAAAUCUUUAGCAUAUAAAUUUACAACUUGUUUUUAAUAACUAAAUCUUCCUUAAUUCACAUAAAUGUUUUA
Molecule: messenger RNA, 827 nt
Organism: Rhopalosiphum padi (bird cherry-oat aphid)
Lineage: Eukaryota; Metazoa; Arthropoda; Insecta; Hemiptera; Aphididae
Exons: 4
Coding region: 76-699 (207 amino acids)
Source: RefSeq, a predicted model, not a curated record